Fulvia fulva is the source of this 2409-nucleotide messenger RNA. RefSeq names its product Paxillin-like protein 1. The coding region runs from base 1 to 2409 and encodes 802 amino acids. The transcript has a single exon. Lineage: Eukaryota; Fungi; Ascomycota; Dothideomycetes; Mycosphaerellales; Mycosphaerellaceae. The record is from RefSeq and is a predicted model, not a curated record.
AUGUCGCUGGCUGCCGCACUCGCCCAAGAUGGCGUGCGGCCAGUCAGCUUUCUACCAUCCAUCAAAUGCUCUGAUUGCGGCAAUGAGAUCCAGAUCGACGAGAUGGGGGACCAUGUGUGUCCACCUACAACGACGAGGCCGCCAGUGCUGACCAGCGCAAUAAAUCCCUUCACCUUGCGGCAAAUGAAUGCAAGAGGACAGCAAGUGGCAGCUAUGCCUUCACCGCAAUCACACUCCUCGAUACCGCAAAUCAAUGGCACGGCUUUCGACACUGCGGCACAUGCUCCAGAGCAGAGAUCGCAGCGAAUGCCACUACCGAGGAUCAACUCCGACGACGCAGCGAACAAGCCGUUCCUGGCUCCCAGACCAGCUCCGUUCGAGCCUCCUCUGUCUCCUACUCUAAGUAGCCGCUCCGGAAGCAGUAGUGUGGGCAGGUCUGGAUACCAGCGAAGCAACACGAGUCCUGCGUCUCGUCCGUUUGAUUUUCGUCCUCCAAGCCCUGAGCUUUCUGCGAAUCUAGAUUGUGCCUUUCCGCCAUUUCCCACCUCUGCAGGAACCGAAAGGCGACCCUCCACCAGUCACAGUAACCAUGGACGAAAGACCCCGACCGGCAGUGAUCGCGCACCAUCACGGGGAGCCUCGCGUUUGGAUCAUGUUAUGUCGGCGGAACCGGAAUCUUUCGAUAUGCCGCCCAAGAGCCCCUACAUUGGUGGCACUAAUGCGAAUGUGUUACAAAGACUGGACACCUUGAGGAGUGGUCCUUUUGGCGCGUCGCGCAGGAAGGCCAGUGGGGACGUGAGGACAGAUGGAACUCGCAGACCAAGCCUGGCACCGUUGGAGGACAACACACCCGUUACUGCCACCCCCUACGAAUCGUCUUCGCCCCAUGCAAACGCUAUAAAUACCGAAAAAUUGGUCAAUGGGUCGCAUAGCCAGAAGAAGGCGGCACCACCACGGCCGGCGCGACCGACUGAGGAAGUCCUUCGACUCAGUUUCCUGGAUCAGAUGAGUGAAGAGCCAACUAGAAUAAUGGCACCCUCGCUGGGACCGGAUAAUGGUCAAGAUUCCGACGGUUUUCGUAGUCAGACCUACCCUCCGCAAAUGAGCGCGGGCGAGCAUGAAACACAGGGUAGUGCUCUUGCAAGAAUGCACAGCGAACCUCAGCUUCACGCGGUUGGCCGCAGGCCUUCGCUCGGGGGGAUCGCGAAUUGUGAACAUCUUGAUUCAUCACGAGCCGGUGGACGGGACGUGCCUCCGCUGCCUCAAGCAGUGCUGAGUUAUCGAGAGAACAUGAUGCACACUCCGACCGGCUCAAGCUCCUCCGUGACUUCGUCAACGAACUCUCGCACCAACACCAACAGCAGUGGCAUCAGUCCCGAUGGAAGUGUCGCGAGUAGCCUGGAUAUGUUCUCCCCUCCGGCGUCUGAGCCACGAAGAUAUGGUGAGGACGACCGGAUGCACGUGCGUGCUUUGAAUGUUAGCAGGAGUCCCGAAAAGCCACCACACAGUCACCAGCGAACAAUACAGCAGUCUCCGGCACGUAACUUCGCGCGGCCAUCACUAGACCAAGAUGUGCCACGAUACCGUACAGAUGCGUCUCUCACGCCCCUGGAAUCACCGAUGGACCCGGCACUCUCCACUAUGCAGAAUCGUUCAGGCCACGCCUUCGAGCCCUGGGGAUCAGAGCGUGUCGAGCGGGGACCCUCGCCCUCCGAUCUUUCUAUGCCAAAGCUGCAAGACUAUGUUGAUUUGACCAAGUCGAGCACGGAGUACGUCCAACGAUCUCGUUCUGCCAGCAAUCGAAGCUUGACACUGAGGACGCUUGAGCCGCAAAACACCCCGCCCAGUGCACUGCAGCCUCCGCCGACACCCCAAGAACCGCCAGCGCGAAGACAGCACGGAAGACGACCAACCAAUGCUAAGGCGAUGUGCAGAGGAUGUGGUUUCAUGAUUGAGGGGAAAUCCGUCAAAGCUGCAGAUGGUCGUCUGACAGGACGAUGGCACAAGGCCUGCUUCGUCUGUCGCUCAUGUCAACAGCCUUUCAUGACUGCGGACUUCUACGUGAUGAAUAACGAGCCGUAUUGUGAGCAACACUACCACGAGAAGAAUGGUUCCCUCUGCCAUGGCUGCCAUCGAGGAAUUGAAGGCCAGUAUCUGGAAACUUCGAGCUCGACAAGGUUCGGGAGCAUUGACAAGAAGUUUCACCCGCGCUGCUUUACCUGUUGCGAAUGCCGCAUGGUUUUGGCGCAGGACUAUUUUGAGAUCACAAGCAAGGUCUACUGCGAGAGACAUGCUUUGGCUGCAAUGCGCGCGCAGGCACGACUGGGUGCAGGCCUGCAACCUCCUGACAGACGGAAUCUGAUCGCGGAGCGACGAACUACCCGACUCAUCAACCCAAUGAUGGCAUGA